GUGAACGCACUUGCUACACAUGUGAGAAGUAAACACAAUAACAUCGUAUUCUUGAGUAUUCAGCCAUAAAUCAAGAAAUCACAAUGGACAAGAGAAGGAAGAAGAAGUCCACAAGAACAAGGAAGAGAAGGAUGAAAAGAGUAUGACGAGAGUUUUAAGGGAAGAAUCAGAGAUCAAUGAGCUUGAGCAAAAGAAAUUAGAAAUGGCAAAUGUCAACCCAGAUGAAAUUGACAGUUUUGCCAAGUUUCCCCUGAGUAAAUACACCCUCCUAGGCCUCAAGCAUAACGGUUUCACAGUACCAACGAAGGUUCAGCGACAGACUCUAGUGUAUUCUUUACGUGGCAUGGAUGUGGUGGGAGCAGCCAAGACAGGGUCAGGAAAAACAUUAGCUUUUAUAAUACCUGUAAGUGAAAUUUUAUAUGUAAAGAAAUGGUCAAGUGUGGAUGGGUUGGGAGCACUAAUCAUCACCCCAACACGAGAGUUGGCCUAUCAGAUAUUUGAAGUCCUAAAAAAUGUUGGAAAGAGUCAUGACUUCUCGGCUGGUCUUAUUAUAGGUGGAAAGGACCUCAAGUAUGAGUGGAACCUGAUCAGUGGAUGCAACAUUCUGAUUUGCACACCAGGUCGCCUCCUCCACCACAUGUUAGAAAACCCAGAUUUCAGCUGUGAAUAUGUUCAGAUGCUUGUCCUAGAUGAAGCAGAUCAGUGCUUGUCCAUGGGAUUUGCAGAGACAAUGAAUUGUAUUCUUGAAGAGUUGCCGGAAGAUAGACAGACUAUGCUCUUUUCUGCAACACAAACCAGGGACGUCAAGGAUCUGAUUCGGGCAGGAUGCAAAAAUCCAGUGUUUUGUUCUGUUCAUGAAUUUUCUAAAACCGCAACACCAAGGGGUCUUGUAGAAAGUUAUAUUGUUUGUAAAUGUGAAGAAAAAUUUACAUUCCUAUGGUCAUUUAUCAGACAUCAUAGGAAAAAUAAAAUUCUUGUUUUUAUGUCAACAUGUAAACAGGCAAAAUACAUGUUUGAUAUAUAUUGUAAACUUAAUGCAGGAGUGCCUGUUUUGUGCCUACAUGGAGGUAUGAACCAAUUAAGAAGGCUGGCUGUAUAUGACAUUUUCUGUCAGAAAGAAAAUGUUGUUCUCUUUGCAACAGAUCUUGCAUCCAGAGGAUUAGAUAUACCAGCAGUGGAUUGGGUAGUACAAAUAGACUGUCCUGAAGACGUCACAACAUAUAUCCACCGUGUUGGAAGAACGGCUCGAUAUGCUAACUCAGGAGAAGCUGUUUUAGUCCUCACACCUCAUGAAGAAGAACCAAUGCUUGCCAAUUUAAAAGCAAAAAAUAUUGAAGUUGAUAGAAUUGAGGUGGACACAUCCAAGAUGAGCAGCAUCCACACCAAGAUGGAAAUCAUCUUAAGCAAGAACAAUGAGCUGAAGGAGGUCCGUUCGGCGUUUAAGGCAUACGUGAAAAGUGUUACUCUUAUGAAGGACAAGAAGGUGUUUAAUGUCGACUCAAUAGAUAUCGACGCUUAUGCUAGGUCACUAGGUUUGGCUGUUACACCUAGACUAAGAUUUCUUCAGAAUCAAAAGAAGCAGAGACCAAAACAGACUGAAGAUACACACAACUGGAAUUGCUCAGCAGACGAGAAGCCCUGGAAAUCCAAAUUUACGACCUUGGACUUUGGAACAGAAGAUAUUGAUGAGGAGGACUUCUUAACAAGCACCAAGAAAAACAAGCUGAAAUUAUACAGGAGGAGGAGGAGUCCUCAGAAUCAGCAUCAUUCCCUGAAGAUCUUGUUGUCAGUUCCAAGAAAACUAAUGAAGAAGAACAUUAUCCUCAACACCAAGAUUGUAUUCAAUGAAGAGGGCGUGGAGGUGAAAAACCCCGAGAAACAGCAGACAUCAGAGGUUGCGCAACAGCUGGAGGAUCAAAAAAGUGGAAUCAAUAUUACACAACUGCAGAGAUCAUGA
Molecule: messenger RNA, 1957 nt
Organism: Penaeus vannamei (Pacific white shrimp)
Lineage: Eukaryota; Metazoa; Arthropoda; Malacostraca; Decapoda; Penaeidae
Source: RefSeq, a predicted model, not a curated record